UUCGUUCAUUGUGACCUAGCAACUAGCAAGCAGUAGCAGGAGUUGAGGCAACUCCCGAACACGUGGAAGGCGGCAGCACUAUAUAUUCGAAACUUGAGCUGCACCCGAAACUGAAUCUUCGAACCCUAAGCACCAGCUCGGGUUCUUCUCUACAACUCUUCCUCCGAUUACUCAAUACACUAACCUAGAUCUAUUCUUGUCUUCUCGAAUUUCAGAUCCAAGAAAUCAGUUCUCGAAUAUGGUGUCCGACGCCAGCAAGAAAAAGGCCGCGCAGAAGAAGGCGGCGGCAGCGGCUAAGAGAGGAGGCAAGGCGGCUGCUUCCUCGAAGGCGUCGGCGUCAGCUUCAGCCUCGGAGAAGGCAGCCGACCAGCUCGCCAACGGUGUCGGAGAUAUUGUUAUAUCGGAUCGGACCUGCACCGGUGUCCUCUGCUCACAUCCCCUUUCCAGGGAUAUUAGGAUAGAGUCUCUGUCAGUUACUUUCCAUGGACAUGAUCUGAUAGUUGAUUCUGAAUUGGAGCUGAACUAUGGAAGACGCUAUGGUUUGCUCGGAUUAAAUGGUUGUGGAAAAUCUACCUUGCUUACGGCAAUAGGUAUGCGAGAGCUUCCUAUUCCAGAACACAUGGAUAUAUAUCACCUUGCUAGGGAAAUUGAAGCCUCUGACAUGUCUGCGCUGGAGGCUGUAAUAAGCUGUGACGAGGAGAGGUUGAGAUUGGAGAAAGAAGCUGAAGCUUUAGCCUCUCAGGAUGAUGGGGGUGGUGAAGCACUUGACCGUAUAUAUGAACGUUUGGAAGCCCUGGAUGCAUCGACUGCAGAAAAACGUGCUGCUGAAAUCCUAUUUGGUCUUGGUUUCAACAAGCAAAUGCAGGCAAAGAAGACACGUGAUUUUUCCGGGGGUUGGAGAAUGAGGAUUGCUCUAGCCAGAGCUUUAUUCAUGAACCCAACCAUUCUCUUGCUUGAUGAACCUACCAAUCACCUCGAUUUGGAAGCCUGUGUGUGGCUGGAGGAGAAUCUUAAGAAGUUUGAGCGUAUUCUGGUUGUGGUUUCACACUCCCAGGAUUUUCUUAAUGGUGUCUGCACAAAUAUCAUACACAUGCAAAGCAAAAAGCUGAAGCUCUACACUGGUAACUAUGAUCAGUAUGUUCAGACACGUGCUGAACUUGAAGAGAACCAGAUGAAGCAGUACAAAUGGGAGCAGGACCAGAUUGCCUCAAUGAAGGAAUACAUUGCCCGAUUUGGCCAUGGGUCAGCAAAACUAGCUCGACAAGCUCAGAGUAAAGAGAAAACUCUUGCAAAAAUGGAGCGGGGUGGUCUUACAGAGAAGGUGGCUAGGGACAAAGUUUUGGUAUUCCGCUUUGUGGAUGUGGGAAAACUUCCCCCUCCUGUCCUCCAGUUUGUUGAGGUGACAUUUGGUUACACUCCUGAGACUCUCAUAUACAAGAACAUUGACUUUGGGGUUGAUUUAGACUCUAGGAUUGCUCUGGUUGGACCCAAUGGAGCUGGGAAGAGUACAUUACUUAAGUUAAUGACAGGUGAACUGGUUCCUAUAGAUGGCAUGGUUCGACGCCAUAAUCAUCUUCGGAUUGCACAAUAUCACCAGCACUUGGCUGAAAAGCUAGACAUGGAAAUGUCAGCUCUCCAGUAUAUGAUUAAAGAAUACCCUGGAAAUGAGGAAGAAAAGAUGAGAGCUGCUAUUGGGAAGUUUGGCCUAUCAGGUAAAGCCCAGGUGAUGCCGAUGAAGAAUUUAUCUGAUGGGCAGAGGAGCCGUGUGAUAUUUGCAUGGUUAGCCUAUAGGCAACCUCACUUGCUACUCUUGGAUGAGCCAACCAAUCAUUUGGAUAUUGAGACAAUCGACUCGUUGGCCGAGGCAUUGAAUGAAUGGGAUGGUGGCAUGGUGCUUGUUAGCCAUGAUUUUAGGCUCAUAAACCAGGUGGCCCAUGAGAUAUGGGUGUGUGCAGACCAAUGUGUCACCAGAUGGGAAGGUGAUAUUAUGGAUUUCAAGCAGCAUCUAAAGGCGAAAGCAGGUUUAUCUGACUGAAGAAGAUAGUCAGAACCGCGACAGAAGCUGUCAUCUAAUACUUGUGCAAUGUAUGUUGAUGAUGCUUGCUCAUGGUUUAUUUCUCUCGAGGGUACUCAAGUUGAUUUCUCUCGAGGUUGAUUAUUGAUUAUAGUCGAGUUGAAUGACAGAGAACCAACUUUGCUGUGCUUCUAAUAUAUAACGAGAUACUUCACCUUAUGUUAGAUGUUAUACCUAAAGGUCUAUUCUGGUUAA
This is a messenger RNA of Arachis duranensis, 2269 nucleotides long. Its product is annotated as ABC transporter F family member 1. The coding region runs from base 239 to 2035 and encodes 598 amino acids. Lineage: Eukaryota; Viridiplantae; Streptophyta; Magnoliopsida; Fabales; Fabaceae. The transcript has 6 exons. Gene Ontology annotation, molecular function: ATP binding; ATP hydrolysis activity. The record is from RefSeq and is a predicted model, not a curated record.